GUUUUAAUAAUUUUCAUUUAUUAUAAAGUAAAUAACAGUACUACGCAUAUAACUAAAAUUACUGUAAUUAACACAUUUAUUUCGUAAUUGACAAGUAUAGAAUCGUUAAAAAAGAUAUUCAAAAAAAAGUCAAGAAAUACUAAUAUGGAAAUUUUGAAUAAAACAUCCAAAGAAAAACCAAGAAAUUUAUGGAAAACUUUUGAUUGGGAUAAAUAUCAGAAUCAUGUUACUGUUUCUUCUAUUAAUUCUGCCACUAAAUCAGAAGAUAUUGAUGAUAGAGAAAAUUGGUGUCAAUCUUGUAAUGCAAAAAGAUUUGAAGAAAAUUUUAAAAAUUGGACUAGUGGAAAUAAAGACAUUGAUGAAUUUAUACAACAUUCACAACUUAAUGCUGUACAUUGUACAAAAUGUCUUGAAUGGAUACCUUUUGAAAAAUUACAAAAUGUCACUUAUAUUACCAGAGGAGGCUUUGGUAAAAUUUAUUCAGCCGAAUGGCCUAAUGGACGCAUUGUUCGUUGGGACAUUGAAAAUCAAAAAUGGAAGCGAGGCAUAGGUCGAAAAGUUGCAUUAAAAAGUUUGGAUAAUUCUUCUGAAAUCAGUACUGGUUUUUUAGAUGAGAUUUAUAUUCGAAGUGUUAUUUACUGCUAUGGAAUAACUCAAGAUCCAAAUACCAAAGUUUAUAUGAUGGUUUUACAUUAUUGUAAAAAUGGAAAUUUAAGAAAUUUCUAUUUAAAUGAAUAUGAUGAUAAUAUAAAACUUUAUAGAUUAUCAAAUAUUGCAAAUGGACUGUUAGAUAUCCAUAAUGCUGGAAAAGUCCAUAAAGACUUUCAUUCAGGUAAUAUAUUGCACGGUGGGGGUAUGUAUAUAAGUGAUUUAGGAAUGUGUCAACCAGCAAAUAAUGAAGAGAAAUCAGAAAAAAUAGGAGUUUAUGGAGUAUUACCUUAUAUGGCACCAGAAGUUUUACGUGGAUAUCAAUAUACAAAAGCAGCUGAUAUUUAUUCAUUUGGAAUAAUUAUGAAUGAGUACCUUUCUGAAGAAAUUCCUUUUAAUGAUAUUUCUCAUGAUCAUAUUUUAGCUUUUAAAAUAUGUAAAGGACUUAGACCAAAAAUUUCUGAACAUAUUCCAAAAUUUCUUGUAGAUUUAAUUAUGAAAUGUUGGGAUGCUAAAGCAGAAAAUAGACCAUCUGCUAAAGAAUUGUAUCAAAUAUUAAAUAAAUGGAAUGAAACACAAUACGAUGAUGAUGAAAUUUAUUCUCAGAUGAAUGAAUAUAAAAAAAUUAGAGAAAAAAAAUUUAAAAGCAGAUCAAAUGAAAAUAAGUCUGAAAGUAUUAAAACUCAUCCUCAAGCAAUCUAUACCAGUAGACUUUUAAGUUUUAAAAAUCUUCCAGAACCUAUAAACUCAUCAGAUUUAACAUCUUUCCAAGUUAAUUCAGACGAUGUCCCAUCAAUAUCAACAAAUCUAAUUUCAGAAUGCUUAGAUGUUCAACUUAGCGAAUCAGAUCUCAAUGAAAUUAUUCAAGAAGAUAAUUUGAAUGAUGAGACCUAAAUUAUAAUAGUUUUUUUCGGAAAUAAUCAGAAUAUUAUUUAAAAAGAUAAUAUUUAUAAUUUUUUAUUUAACUUUAGUUCAUAUUUUUAUUUACUUUUUUUAUAUCUUUAGUGGAAAUUUUUAUGGUGAAUGCUUGACAAAUGUCAUUCUGAUAUCAUGAUAAAAAAUUAUGAUAAAAAAAUCUUAGGUUAGCUUGUCUAUUAAUCAUUAAGAAAGCUUAAAAUUGAUUCUUUAUAUUUAUAAGUUAUAUAUUUUUAUAUUUAUUAUUAACUUUUUUUUUUAUCUAAAUAAGUUUUUAUCAUAAAUAAAAAAAAUUUUUUUUAUUUUAAAGUUAUUUAAGACUUUAAUUGAUCCAUCUAAAAUUAUUUUCGAGGCGGGUUAAAAAAAAUCAUAUAUUCAUCGGGAAAUUUUUUAAGGGAUAUAUAUCGAUGAAAAUGUCACUGAUAUAUAUCGGACUCGUCAAGAUAUACUGAUGUGGAU
Messenger RNA from Rhizophagus irregularis DAOM 181602=DAOM 197198, 2022 nucleotides. The record is from RefSeq and is a predicted model, not a curated record. NCBI's taxonomy places the organism in Eukaryota, Fungi, Glomeromycota, Glomeromycetes, Glomerales, Glomeraceae.